GAUAGAGAGAAACUCAGAGAAAGAGAGAGAGAGAGAGAGAGAUAGAAGCAAUUGUGAGAUGAGAAAAAGAAACAUGGCGGUCUGCAUGUUCUGGCUUCUCACAUACGUGGGUCAGGGGUUGGAUCUGGCGGUAGGCAAUCGGCCGGCGAUCGUAGUGCAGAGCACACAGGGACUGGACUACCGUCACGGAGGUAAUGGCAUUAGGAAGAAGAGCGAGCCGGUAGGUGGUAACCUGUUGCAGUUCAGGAUAUACCCAUCCGACGGCUCCUACCGGGACGACCUGUCGAAUUGGUUGGUCAUCAACGACGAGCCGCGGAUAUCCUCGUGGUCCCCGGCAGGCAUACUGAUCGACGACAUGGUGAAGGAGCCGCGCGAGCUCCAGUCGGUGUUCUUUGCCCUGUCGCCCGCCGUCCUGAACGUCCUUUACUCCGACUACAUGACGUCGCAGACGUCCGUCGCCGUCGAGCCGAUCGUUCACGAGGACGGCAAUUCACAUCUAAACGGCGGCCGACCGUGGCAGCAGCAGCAGCAUCAACGCGCCAAGAAGCGGCGCAUGCUCGGCUGCAGGCAUCCCACGAAGGGUACGCUCAGCUUACCGAUAUUGGUGUGCGACGGCAAGAAGAAAAACCCAGCGGGAGCGGCGAUCCUUCAGGACCCAUCCAGACAAUCUAACUACCACGACGAUCUCUACGAGCAGAGAUUCAACACUGCGACGAGUACGAAGACUGAUCUUGUGCGCGCCGAUGGCAUACCCCGUGAACCACCGAUGAACGCCGGCUUCGUCCCGAGGACGCUCGUCUACGAGGCCAACAAGCUACCCGGCAAGCGGAAUCAGAUCUCAGUGGGACGGCGCUCGGCCGACGUGCAGGCCGAAUCUCCGGGACACCAGGCUCAAGCGUCUGCCGCGUCCUCGGCGGCAUCAGCGGCCGGCGCCAGCAUCGCCUCGCAGUUCAUGCUGAGAUCCAUCAGGGGCAGCAUACAGUAUGACGUGCCGCAAAUCGAAUGUCCUGUCUCCGAGGACGGAAUGGAAAGAUUCGCUUGUCCAACCGCGGAUAGAAUGGGUAGAUAUCAUUGCAUCGACGAUCAUGUCCUGUGCGACGGCUUUAUCGACUGUCCUACAGGCGAGGACGAGGACAGGCAAGCCUGCAUGUUUUACAAAACCACGAAAGCGCAUUUGGACGUAUUAGCGGACGCCAUACUACGAUGGGCGAGAGGGCGCUAAUUCCUUUGUUGACGAAGAGAACCUCCAAUCUGUACAUAAAAUCACAAGUCUGAUACGUCUACUUCUUUAUAUAUAUUCAUCGAUAUUCUUUUCUCCUACAUUAUAUCUAUUUUCCGGAAGCUGUUUUUCCUCUAUGCUUGGCGCAUAGAGACGUUCAUAUUGAAAUCAAACUCAGGGGAAUGUUAAGACGAACUGUUUCUCUCUUUCCCACUUUUCUUCCCUCCAUCCUCAUUCCUCGUCCUCCUUCUAUCCUCUCUCUCUCUCUCUCUGAUCUUUUCCUCUAUCCUCCUCCUUUCCCCUCCUUCUUUUCCUCACUCCCUCCCCCCUCUCUCUCUUCCCCAAAAAUGAAUAUGACCGCUCGAUUUAACCUCCGAGGGGACACGGCAUGGUUCUAACUACACUACUAAAAAAAAAAAACAAAAAAAAUCGGUUAGCAAGGUCUAUCGUAACCAAGAUAUCCUCACAUAAAGUACAAAUUAAGGUGUCCGAAACUUUUAGGAUGUUACAAAUAAAAGUUCGUAAGAGUUACGGCAUUUUAAACGCCGCCCAGUUACGGCGCGCGAGAGUAUCCGACUUGGAUGAUUUCAGUUCUACAAGUACCUAUUACUGCUAUACCACACAGAUGAUGAUGAUGAUGAUGAUGAUGAUAAUGUAUUACGAUUUCAUAUUGAGAGCGAUUUCCGCGAGAUCGUACUAAUCGUACUUCUCUAACGACUUUAUUUUGGUACAAUAAAGUAAUUUUGAAGACUGAGAAACUACUUUACUUCAUUCCCAGAAAGAAAAGGUGAAAACAACGCGGCUUCUCUUCUCACUGUCGUCGAUUCAGGGACGAAUACGAUAUCGUGUGUUGUUAUAUAGCGAGGAACAACCUAUCACUCCGAGCAUACGCGUACGUAGACUUCCUCCUAGAGUACUUCCCGAGAGAAUGUAACGUGAAGACAAAGAAUUAUACUCGAAUUUAAUCAAAUAAUCGCUCGUUGGAAACGACCUCGGAUGCGUCGAGCGUACGUAAUUAGUAAGACGCCUACGUCGAGAUCCUGGGCGAUACUAAGAGUCGAGUACCGUCACGAGACUAAAGAUGGGCGAUACAGUAUCGAUAUUUCAUAUAUAUAUCGAUAUUUUGAUGCCAAAAUAUUGGUAUUUUGUAUCGCUUAUUUUACUGUUCGAUAUUUCUCCGUAUCGAUACGCGACUUUUAAAUAUCAGAUUUCGAUACGGCAAUGUUAAUCGCUCGUGGUAGCGAUUAUUUUUUUCGACUUGACUAUUAGAAAUGGGCGAUACAGUAUCGAUACUUUAUGUAUCUUUAUUCCGAUACCAAAACAUUGGCAUUUCGGUAUCACUAUUUUGCCGUUCAAUAUUUCUCCGUAUCGAUACGCGAUUUUUGAAUAUCGAACUUCGAUAUGCGGCUAUGUUGAUCACCCGUGACAACGUUUAUUUUUUCGCCUUGACUGUUCCUCAAUUGUCCACCUAAAAGCUUUAGCAAUUAAGUGUCAGUAAUUAAUUGCGACGUCAGUUCUUUCUUAAAGUCUGUUUUCUAAAGGAGGUAAAAUAAUGACCGAAAAACAAAAUAGGUUGAUGAGUGAUCUCUGAAUCAGUUUUUGUUUUUACAAUUACUCGAUCUCAGCGACCGACAUUUAUAAAUACUUGAUUUGGCAUUCCGAGCUGACGUCAUGUCCAUCAUAGAUUUGUUUCCGACGUUCCGUGAAUAUUUCAGUUUACUUCUUCACGAUGAGGUGCGACCCGAGACCGAGUAAUUAUAAAUUAUUAUUAUACUUUAUAAUAUACGAAAUAUCAUUUAUUUUACAAGUAAAUACAAAUUUUACUCAAAAUGUGUAUUAUUUUCAUUUAGAAAAUGUUAACGUAAUUAUAUAAACAUUGCUAUAAAUAUAUGUCAUUCACAUAGUUACAUUCAUAUGACACAUAUAGUAUAUUUUUAAUCAGGAUUGGAAAGUAAUUCGUUAUUUGUAAUACCAUUACUGUUAUAAUCCGGUAGAUACGUUUAAUUGCAGCUAUUAACUUCAACUACAAUAAUAAGUUUAUAUUCCGACGUAACUAUUAUGUACAUAUUUCAACAUUGCAAUAUGUACAUGUGCUAUACUGAAAUUACAUCGUUGAAUACGAAAUUAUAAUCGAUAAUAUCGAUGUAAAAUUAUUUUUACAUUUGAAGUUACAUAGCUGCAAUUGAACGUGUCGACCGGGAAAUUAUUUUCUUCAGUAACUGCUUAAUGACAACAUUAUUCUUUAAAGGUAGCUUUCCCAACUUUUCUUUUAACAUUUAUAUAUAACUCAAGUAUCGAUAUCGACGGUAUCAAUAUCCGAUACAUUAUGUAUAUCGAUACUUUCAUCCAUGAUACGUAUCGAUAUAUUCGUGUUGUAUCGCCCAUCUCUACGCGAGACGAUAUCUCCUCCGCCUUGUGCACGCUCUAUGUUGUAUCGAUAUAUCUCUCUAAUAUUCAUUUCGAAUUUAUGGAGCAAAAUUUCCCGAAUGAAAAAAAAAGAUGAAAAAAUAAAAAAAAACCGAACGAAUGCUUUCAGCAAGAGUGAGUUACGAAAAUAAUUAAUUAAUUAUUAGAAUAAUUAAUUAAUUGCACCUUAUCUCUCGAGUAAGGUGACACAGGUGAAUCUAUCGAAAGAGCAAUUCGCUGUCGUACCUUUUUUGCGUUCUGCGGCAUUUAUUUAUUACGAGCCUUAAUCACACUUCUUCGAAGAAUUUUUGAAUAUAUAUGUAACAAUCAACUAUUGCUGCGAGAGUGAACAGAAAUGAAUUUCUCCUAUGUUAAACUUCGACAUUUGAUGUUUGAAAAUUAUGACUUAGCGCGGUCAUAAUUUGAUUUAA
Molecule: messenger RNA, 4056 nt
Organism: Dinoponera quadriceps
Lineage: Eukaryota; Metazoa; Arthropoda; Insecta; Hymenoptera; Formicidae
Gene: jeb
Exons: 3
Coding region: 59-1222 (387 amino acids)
Biological process (GO): positive regulation of MAPK cascade
Cellular component (GO): terminal bouton
Molecular function (GO): transmembrane receptor protein tyrosine kinase activator activity; protein binding
Source: RefSeq, a predicted model, not a curated record